AUGUGGGUGGCCGCCGGCGGGAGAGAGUCGUCCGCGGCCGCUGUGCUGCGGGUGCUGCUGAUCGCGACCACCUGCGGCCUCGUCUUCGCGCUCCUCCACCUCCCGCUCCCCGACGGCCGCGCCCGCUCUGCCGGCCCCGGUGGGGAGCGCGGCGCUGGUGGGGGUGGUGGGGCCCGCCUGUCGGUGCAGCAGGGGAGAAUUCGAGAGGCCAGAAGGCUGAGUGUCGUCACCGAAGAGAUAGACGGGCAAACUGAUGAAAUUGCGGCGGAAGAAGACGAAAGGAUAUCUAAAUCUCCCCCGGACACCAAAGAAAAGAUAUGGAUGAUGCAAGAUCAGCUAAUUAUGGCCAAGGCAUACUUGCAUUUCGCUGCUCCCCGAGGUAGUGUACAUUUAGGUCGAGAGCUGAGAUUGAGGAUAAAAGAGAUCGAAAGGGCAAUAAGCCACUCAAGUGGAGGUACCCAUGUACCUGGGAGUGCGUUACAAAAAAUGAAGGCGAUGGAGCUGACCCUUUCCAAGGCUCAGAGGACCUACCCACGUUGCUCUCAGAUGACAUCAAAGCUACGUGCAAUGAUGCAUAACAGUGAAGAAUUGGUCAGAGCACACCAAAGCGAAUCUUCAUUCCUCGAGCAGGUUGCUGUGAGGACAUUACCCAAAGGCCAUCACUGCCUAGCAAUGCAACUCACCUCAGAAUACUUUUCGUUAGAUCCCAUUAAACGUGAAUUCCCUAUAAGAGACAGCAUUCAGUUGGAUGGUUAUUAUCAUUAUGCAAUAUUCUCUGACAAUGUGCUUGCAAGUGCUGUGGUUGUCAACUCUACAAUUGCUGCAUCAAAGAUUCAAGCUGAAGGGUGUUCGAGAUCCAAGAUACACUUCUGCACUGAACCACUUGCGUUUUUAUUUGCCAGAAGUGUUUCCCUCUUUGGGGGCAAGGUUGUACUCUUGGACCAUGAUGUGGUAGUCCAGAAUGACUUAACUGGAUUAUGGGAUCUAGAUAUGAAGGGUAAAGUAAUUGGUGCUGUUGAGACAUGCACUUCAAGUGAAGGUUACCAUCGAUUGGAUAGCCUUGUUGACUUUUCUAAUCCAAACAUCUUCAACAAACUUGAUCCAAAGGCUCGUGCGUUUGCAUUUGGAAUGAACAUAUUUGACCUGAAUGAAUGGCGCAAACAGGAUUUGACUACAACUUAUCAUAAAUGGUUUCAACUGGGCAAAAUUGAGAAGUUAUGGAAGGCAGGAAGCUUGCCACUGGGUCAGCUCAUCUUCUACAACCGAACACUGCCUCUUGACCACCGAUGGCAUGUUCUUGGGCUUGGUCAUGACUUCAGCAUUGGAAGAGAUGAACUUGAGAGUGCCUCUGUUAUCCACUACAGUGGGAAACUGAAACCCUGGCUGGAAAUUUCUAUCCCAAAGUACAGACACUACUGGAACAGCAGUGCAACAUUCACGGAUAAAGGCGAUGGGGGUGAGGUGAUUCGCAAGGUGGAACAUGGAUACACAGCUUCGCUGUAG
This is a messenger RNA of Miscanthus lutarioriparius, 1503 nucleotides long. Lineage: Eukaryota; Viridiplantae; Streptophyta; Magnoliopsida; Poales; Poaceae. The record is from the annotation of a GenBank genome assembly.